AUGCCUUAUCAAAGUAAUUUUGAUUAUUUGGAUGCUCUUUGUUUGAAUGAUCAAUUAACUGAAGAAGAACGAACACUUAGAGAUCAAGCUAGAAUUUAUUGUACUGAAAGAUUAAUGCCUAGAGUUACACAAGCUUUUAGAGAAGAAAAAUUCGAUCCAACAUUGAUUCCAGAACUUGGUAAAAUGGGUUUUCUUGGCGCGCCUUAUAAAGGUUAUGGAUGUGCAGGUGUUUCUACUGUUGGUUAUGGAUUACUUACUAGAGAAUUGGAACGUGUUGAUAGUGGAUAUCGUUCAAUUAUGAGUGUACAAACAUCUUUAGUUAUUGGGCCUUUAUUUCAAUAUGGUAGUGAAGAACAAAAACAAAAAUACAUUCCUUCAUUGGCUAGUGGUGAGAAAAUUGGAGCUUUUGGCAUUACAGAGCCUAAUCACGGGUCUAACCCUGCAGGGAUGGAAACUAAGGCUGUUUGGAAUGAAAAGGAAAAAGUUUACAAACUAAGCGGUGCAAAAUCUUGGAUUUCAAAUUCGCCAGUUGCCGAUAUUUUUAUCAUUUGGGCUCGGAGUGAUAAACACGAAAAUGCUGUUAAGGGUUUUAUUUUGGAAAAAGGAAUGCCUGGCUUGGAAACACCCAAAAUUGAAGGGAAAAUAUCUUUAAGAACUUCAAUUACAGGACAGAUUUUAAUGGAUGAAGUUGCUGUGCCGGAAGAGAAUUUGUUGCCUGGAGCAACCGGACUUAGCGGGCCUUUUGCUUGUUUAAAUAAUGCAAGACUUGGAAUUAGUUGGGGAGCGCUUGGAGCAGCUGAAGCUUGUUUCCAGGCUGCCAGGGAUUAUGCUAUGGAUAGGUGGGUGACUUAA
Messenger RNA from Meloidogyne enterolobii, 852 nucleotides. The record is from the annotation of a GenBank genome assembly. NCBI's taxonomy places the organism in Eukaryota, Metazoa, Nematoda, Chromadorea, Rhabditida, Meloidogynidae.